Daucus carota subsp. sativus is the source of this 1887-nucleotide messenger RNA. RefSeq names its product J protein JJJ2. The transcript has 2 exons. The record is from RefSeq and is a predicted model, not a curated record. Bases 419 to 1621 code for a protein of 400 amino acids. Lineage: Eukaryota; Viridiplantae; Streptophyta; Magnoliopsida; Apiales; Apiaceae.
AUAGAAAGAUUUAAGAGUACGGUUAGAGAUGCUCUAACCCAUUCACCGAAAAACCUCUUCAGCAACCCCAAGGAAGUGAAGAAAGGGCUCAUGCAAUUUCCACAUCAAUGGCUUCUUGAUUAUCUGGUUCUAAAUCAAUUCCAAACUGCUAACUGCUAAGAGUUCAGAUUUAUGGGUUCUUCAAGAUUCAAUAAACCCAAUAAGAAAAAGGGGUUCUUUAUACAAUUUGGCUGAUUUUGGUAACCACUCGCUCAUUGCUCUGUUAAUCUUCCUCUCACGGGAAAUGAAUAAUGAGCUUGUAAAGUGUUCCCCAAUUGGGGUGUCUGUAAAAGCUGAGAGAACUUGAACAAAAAAAAUUUAAAAAAUUUAUUGUAGUAGAGGCCUAAGCAAAACUUUUGACGAAGUCGGGGCAGUGUGAAUGGAGUGUAAUAGAGAUGAAGCUGCACGGUCUAAAGCAAUUGCUGAGAGGAAGUUGAUCGAAAAAGAUUUUGCAGGGGCCAAAAAAUUUGCAAUGAAAGCCCAUAAUUUGUAUCCUUGUAUGGAUGGUAUUUCCCAGUUGUUGGCAACAAUUGAUGUCUAUGUUUUUUCGGAAAAGAAACUGAAUGGGGAAGCAGAUUGGUAUGGGGUACUUGGUGUGAAUCCUCGAGAUAGCGAAGAUGUUGUGCGAAAAAAGUACAGGAAGUUGGUUCUCACGCUUCAUCCUGAUAAAAACAAAGCACAAGGAGCUGAUGGGGCAUUUAUUCUUGUUUCUGAAGCUUGGGAUGUGUUGUCAGAUAAAACCAAGAGAUCAGCAUAUGACAAGAAGAUCUUCCAACCUCAGUGUGGUGGUUCAUGGAUACCACCAGCACCCAAUAGUUUUUACAAUUCUAAGAAUGGUUCAAAUAUACCCAAGGAUAGUAGUAAUGCUCCUGUGGAUAAACAGAAACCAGUUCCUACUGAAUCUCCAUUUGGUAAAGAGAAACCUACUGCUCAUCCACCCCAUAAAUGCACAUCAACUCGUAAACAAAAACCAUCAACUGUCCCACCACCUGGUAAAAAGGCUUCAUAUACUAAAGAGAAGCAACCAACUGUUCCUCCACUUCGUAAACAUGCUUCAUCCAGUGAAGAGAAGCCGGCUACUGUUCCCCCUCCUCAUAAAGCUGAACCUGGUGUAGCUUAUCCUUCAUCUAAUAUACCAAAACCAGAUUCUGUAUCAUCUCAUAAAGGGAUACCACCAUCAGUUUCCUCGCCUCAUAAACACAAACCAAGUACAAUACCUAAUUCAUCUUGCAAAAAUCCAGCUGUUACUCUGUCAUCUCAUAGAGAGAGGCGACAAACUGUCCUUCCAACUCAUAAAUAUAAUUCAAGCACAAAAACAGUCCAUGUUUCGUCUUAUAAAAAAGAACGAAGUACAAUGCAUGCUCAUGAAGAGAAACCACGUGGAGAUCCUGUUACAUCUCCAAAACGGAAGAGGGUUCCUGGUACUCCUGAUCAAUCUAAAGAACCAAAACAAACUGCAGGCUUUCUGUCGAGAUGCAACGGAUGUAAGAUGCAAUUUGAGUAUCCCAGAAUUAACAUGAAACAAACUAUGAUUUGCCCCAACUGUGGUAAACUAGUCUAUCAUGUGAAAAAAGGUUGUUGAAGCCUUUCCAUCCAAGAUUCGAAGGUGAGAUUUACAAUCUUCGCUGAAGGAGUUGCCAACUCUAUCUCACUCUUACAUUUGUGAAUUCUGUUGAGCUCAAAGUGAUAUAUUAAGCUGGAGAGAAAGGUGAACUUGAUGUUUAUGUGAUUUCCCAAAUCCCAUAUCCACUAGUGGUACUCAACUUCUUUCUUGUAUGAGCUGUGUGCAGUGAAGAUGCUCUUGGGCUUUAUUUUGUUAAUAGUGUCCAUGAAUUGCUUGAUGUUAAC